CACACAUAGAGACACAGACAUACAGACACACACAUACGGACACACACACAUACAGACACACACACAUACAGACACACACAUACAAACACACACAUAGAGACACACAGACACGUGGAGUCAGGGGCAAGUGGGCGAGGUGCUGGGCGAGUGGUUCCGGACAGUGAACCUAGCCUGGCACCGAACGCAACUCAUCGCAAAUGAGAUCAGCAUGGCAGACGUGAGAUUGAACCUGGGCCUGGAGCCGUUCCCAGCGCUCGCCUGGGACUUCGCGAACCCCGGCGCUGGCCCUCAGCCCUUCCUCACCUUCGGCCCCGCACCCUUCAACCCCGCGCCCUUCAACCCCGCGCCCUACAACCCCGCGCCCUUCAACCCCGCGCCCUACAACCUCCCGCCCGACCUCCCGGAGCGGCAGCCACCGCAGGGGGGCGAGGAGGAGGAGGACGAGGGCGGCGCCGGCGGAGGUGUCGGCUGCGUGCAGGUGCAGCGGCCCCCGUCGCGAUACGAGCUCUGCUCGGUGUGCAACCUGCAGCUGGGCUCCGCGCAGCAGGCCCAGGUGCACUACACCAGCCGCUACCACCAGCGCCGGCUCAAGCAGACAGGAGGCGGGUGCCAGGGAACGGUGGCCCCCCAGACCCUCCACGCCCGCCCCCCGAUGCCCCUGCAGCACCCCGCAGGGCUCAAGAGCUUCCUCCCCUUCCCAGGGGAGGGCGCGCCGACGAGACUCAGCCUGUUCCACAACUUCCCAAAUAUGGAUCCGGUACAGAAGGCGGUCAUCAACCACACGUUCGGGAUGACUCCAGCCCCACGCAAGCGACAGAUCAUCACCUGCAGCCUGUGCCAGAUCAGGUUCAACUCGCAGAACCAGGCGGACGCCCACUUCCAGGGCACCAAACACGGCAGGAGGUUGCGGGCCAUGGAGUCGGGCAAGGUGAAGAUGGAGUCGGGCAAGGUGAAGAUGGAGUCGGGCAAGGUGAAGAUGGAGUCGGGCAAGGUGAAGAAGGUCGCCGACAGCCCGGGGGGAGGGGCGACUCGUCAGGGGGCGCCCCAGGAGGCUCCGGAGGGCGCGGCUGAAGAACAACAACAGCAGCAGCUGCAGCAACAACAACAACCUCUCUGCAACAACAACAACAGCAUCAGCAGCAUCAUGAGCAACGCAAGCCCACCACUACCACCGCCGCCACCAACAACAACAUCAUCAACAUCGACGCCAUCACCGACGUCCUCACCCGCCCCCCCUAACGACCUCCCAAAGGGACCCGACCCCCCCGCGAGGGGGUUCAGCCCCCACGCCGAGCCCCUUCCCCCCGCGGGGGUCUCCACCUUGGGGAGCCCCGCGGCGGGGGUCCCCAAGGCGGAGAGCGAGGAAGAGAAGGCCAAGCGACUGCUGUACUGCGCCCUCUGCAAGGUGGCGGUGAACUCGCAGUCACAGCUGGAGGCGCAUUACAAAGGUGCCAAGCACAAGGUGAUGAUGGAGGUGCAGAGUGGGGGGGGCACGAUCCGCGCGUGCAUGCGGCCCGCGGGGGGGCGGGGCGGCGUGGGGCGUGGCGCGGGGGCGGAGCCGGGGGCGGAGCCGGGGGGGGGCGUGGUCCAGCUGACCCGCGCCUUCCGCUGCGAGCUCUGCGACGUCGUCGUCAACUCCGAGUCCCAGCUCAAGCAGCACGUGACGAGUCGCAGGCACAAGGAUAAACUGGCGGGGAAACCGCCCAAGCAGAAGCUGGGCCCCUACAGCCGGGCAGCUCGCAAACCCACACACAGCCAGCACCCUAGGCCGUCCAAGCUGAGCUUCCCCAAGGAGCUGGCGACGUCGCUCAACGGAGGCUACCUCCUGGCCCCGCUCCACCCGUCCUCGGCGCUCGCCUCCGGCAUGGCCCACGGCAAGAUGCCCUUCGCCAAGGAGCCGCUCAAGACGCUCGCCCCGCCGGGCUUCCUGGGGCCUCCGCUGACCGCGGCCGGUGCGGCGGUGGCGGCCGCGGCGGCGGCGGCGGCGGCGGCCUCGCCGCUCCACGCGGCGUUCACGGCUGCGGCCCGGCCCCCCGGCCUUCAUCCGGGGCCCGGCGUUCCUGCCGGCGCUGCUGAGACCGGCGCCGGGGCCUCUGCGGACCCCGCACGGACACUUCGUGUUCGCGCCCUACUAGCGGCGGCCGGGUUGGCGCUGUUUGGCGGGGGAGGGGGUGUUCACUAG
This is a messenger RNA of Petromyzon marinus (sea lamprey), 2182 nucleotides long. Its product is annotated as zinc finger protein 385D-like. The record is from RefSeq and is a predicted model, not a curated record. Gene Ontology annotation, cellular component: nucleus. Lineage: Eukaryota; Metazoa; Chordata; Hyperoartia; Petromyzontiformes; Petromyzontidae. Gene Ontology annotation, molecular function: zinc ion binding; nucleic acid binding.